AUGUCUGGACGCGGUGCCCCCGGUGCCAACUCUCGUGGCCGCGGAGGCAAAUUCAAGAAGUUCACUCGAGGCGGCGGAAAACACUUCUCUCGUGACCUUCGACCCCUCGACGCCGAUGGCAACGAGAUCAGCAUGUGGAGCGAAGGUGCCCAAAAGGAAGAGAGCGAAAGCGACUCCGAAGAGGACUCUGAAGAAGACUCCGAGGAAGACUCCGACGCUGGUCCGUCUCAACAACAGACCGAAUUGACCCGAGAAGAACGCAAGCAGGCCAAGAAGGCUCAGAAGGAGGCUGCCAUCGCCAGAAAGAACAAGCCUGUGCAGGUUGGCGAUAUGCCCACCGACUCCGAAGAGGAAGAAGACGAGGACGACGCCAUGCCCGCCAACCCUAACCACUCCAAGGCUGCGCGUAACCAGGCUAAGGCUCCGCCUAAGUCUGACGACGUCGAGGAGGCUACCGAAGGAGUCCAAAAACUCGCCAUGAGCCGAAAGGAGCGCGAGUCUAUGGAAGCCCAGCAGGCCAAGGAGAGGUAUCGCAAGCUUCAUGAGGCAGGCAAGACAGACGAGGCCAAGGCCGACUUGGCCCGUCUACAGCUCAUCCGAGAGAAGCGAGCUGCCGAAGCCGCGCGAAAGCAGGCUGAGAAGGAAGAGCGUGAGGCUCACGAGAAGGCGCGAAAGGCCGAGAUCGAGGCUAAGGAGGCCAAGAAGCGCGAGGCUGCUCUGGGAAAGCCCGGAAAGAAGGGACGAGCUAAAUGA
This is a messenger RNA of Annulohypoxylon truncatum, 753 nucleotides long. RefSeq lists its product as uncharacterized. The record is from RefSeq and is a predicted model, not a curated record. Gene Ontology annotation, molecular function: RNA binding. The transcript has 3 exons. Bases 1 to 753 code for a protein of 250 amino acids. Gene Ontology annotation, cellular component: cytosol. Lineage: Eukaryota; Fungi; Ascomycota; Sordariomycetes; Xylariales; Hypoxylaceae.